Molecule: messenger RNA, 2221 nt
Organism: Globicephala melas (long-finned pilot whale)
Lineage: Eukaryota; Metazoa; Chordata; Mammalia; Artiodactyla; Delphinidae
Gene: PROCA1
Product: protein interacting with cyclin A1
Biological process (GO): arachidonate secretion; phospholipid metabolic process
Molecular function (GO): A2-type glycerophospholipase activity
Source: RefSeq, a predicted model, not a curated record
GUGGCAGCAGAUUAGGCGAGGGCUUCCAGCUGGGGGCGUGGCAUGGGGGCUGGCUUGAGAACCCAAGGUGGAUGUGGAACCUGAGAGAGCCCGACGAAGGAGGCGGGGUCAAGGACUGGCUGGGGCGGAGUUAGGAUCUGGGGGUGGGCUCACGUCGAGACAUGGACCAAUGAUUGAGGACUGGGGUUCUGAGGACCUAGAGAACCGCCUGCGCGUUCAGUUGGGGUGGUCCGGUUGAAGCCAGAGCUGAGGCCUCUGGUUGUAAGGCUGGAAGGCAUUGCUGUGCCGCACCGGGGGCCCAAGCCGCUGCCCAAGAAGUGCGGGGCUUGGCUGGAGCCCAUGGUCCAGCGGCCAACUAGUCGCCGGGGCUGGGGCGGGAGGUUUCAUUGACUCUGGGGCAGGAAAAAGGCUGGAAGUUCCACAGGUGACAUCACAAUCGCCUCCAGAUGUGGGCGGGGCCAGGGAGGCAUUUCCAAGGAAACGGGAGCUGCCCUGCCUUGCUCCGUCCUCUUUCCUCCUUCCCUUCCUUGGUUACUCCCUUCCUUCCUCCCUCUCUCCCUCCUUCCCCAGUUCUGCUGCCCGGGUACCCCACCUGAAACCCUACCCCUUGUGCCGCAAGGUCGGGGGGAGCGCCUCAGCUCUCCAGACUGGGAGGAUUCUGUACAAAUGAGCAUCACCUAAGGAGCUCACCAGGGACCAGUAGAAGGAUGACCGAGUGCCACUGAAAGCCCAGCUGAAGUCCCCAAGCAGUCAGCUACCUUCCUUAAGCAGGAUUCAGCUCCAGUACCCCAAAGGACAAAGCUAAGUGGCAGAAAAAGGAAGCGGCAGAGUCUACCCUGUGGUUGCUGAUGGAGCUGCUGCCGGUUGGAGUUGUCUUUGGGAACACCCUGGGACAAUUCCUGGAACCGUCCCUUCUUGCCUAGACUCUGGCUCACUCCUAUUCAUGACUCCAGAUUCAGCUCCUAUUAUGCUUCUUCCAAGAAGGUCACCCCAUCCCCAUCUCAAUAUAAACAGGUUACCCAGCUGGGAGAGAGGACAUCUGCUGGCUGGUGUAGCGUCCAGCACUGACACAUCUACCUUCUCCUCUGAAGGUGAAUUCAAGGACACUGACGGGUGCUGCUGGAAACACAGAAAGUGCACCGGGCACAUCAUCCAUCCUUUCACCUCUGACUAUGGCCACCACGACGUGCACCUGCACUGUAUCAGCCACUGUGACUGUGAUUCUAGGCUGAAGGACUGCUCAGAGAAGACAUAUAGCAGUUCCGGAGAUGUGGGCCUAACCUGCUCCCAAGAUGUGGACUCGGCCUGUUUCAACAUCAUCCAGUGCCCAUGCUUUGAGCUCAUCCCAGAGGGAGAGUGUGUGGAGCGGUUCUGGUGUGGCUGCUACAGGCCUGUCUCUGUGGCAGUGAUCCACCAUCCCAUCCACCGUGAGUGCGGGGCAGAUGACCUAAACCAAGAAGAGGAAGAGAAGGAGGAGGAGGAGGAGGAGGAGGAGGAGGAGGAGGAGGAGGAGGAAGAAAGCAAGCCUCCCAUCCCGACCCAGGUGGGGCCCCCUGCCCUCCUCACCAACACAGGUAUGGGCAUGGUCACAGGUACCCCUGACUUAGCAACUCCCAUCACCAUCUGGCGUUCCGAAAGCCCCACAGGGAAGUCCCAGGGCAAUAAGAUGAUCAAGAAGAUAAAGAAGAAAAAGGGAAAAGAGAAAGACAAGGAGGAGGAGACGGAUGAAAAAGCAAAGGUGAAGAAAAAAGUCAAGAAGGGCAAGUUGACUAAGAAGAAAAGCCCAGUUAAAUCAGAAUCACCUCCAGACUUAAGCCAAUCGUUAAGCCCAAGAGAGUUGGCCAGGAUGUCAGAGUCCAGCCCAGACAGCUGGCGAGAUCUGGACAGUUACAAUGACCCUGGGCGGGAGGAACCCUCCAGUAAGGAUAUUGUGGAGUCUUUAUCACCCAGGAAGAGAGAGAAGAACGGGGUCCAGGCCAUGAAGCCCAGGAUGAAGACCUCACCAGUCAAGAAGGCCAACAUGAGGAAAUAUCCCCCAGCAUCAAACCCCAAUCUCAGCUGAGGCCAGGGCGACCAGGGCGAAGAAUAAAUACGAUCAAACCUGUAGCUGACCCCCUGCUUCUCUCUCCCUCCAACCUGGCUAUUUCUGGGGGGCGGGGGGGCAGCGUCUGGGCAUAACUGGAGCCAAGGGGCUAAGGAGCUGCAGGUGUUUCUGAAGGGC